AACUCGUCGGAAAGAAGAGCUGCGGAGGCCCGAAAACGGGAAAGAGCCCUUGGCGUUUGCAAUUCCAUUUGCAUUUGCAUUGCAUUGCAUUUCUUCUUCUUUCCUUUUCUUUUUUGCAAACGACACUUUUUGCCGACACGCGUUGGCCCAAGAUCAUGGGAACGCCGGCAAAUCCCCGAGACGGGCUCCCGCUUUGAUCAUCAAACAAACAAGCAAAGGAGAGAGGGAGGGGGGGAAAAACCAGGAGCGCCCCGUGCAGCAGAGCCGGUUCGGGGAGGGCGGUGGGCUUCUUCUCCCCCUCUCCAUGGCUGGGUGCCUCGAAGAGGACGACGUCCCCCUGAUCUUGACCUUAGAGGACGGCAGGAGACGGAGGGUCGAUCCGGAGGGGGUCCCCAACGAAAAUGGCCUCAAUUACGACGAGAUCCAUGAUAUGUCCAGCCCAGUGACGGGAGAACGGUGUUCUCCGUGGGAUCGCGGAAGACGGACUUGGGAAAUAAACUACCAGGAAGCUGCCAUUUAUCUACAGGAAGGCGAGAACAAUGAUAAAUUCGUCACUCAUCCCAAGGACCCCAAAGCCCUCGCUUCCUACCUCUUCGUCCACAACCAUCUCUUCUACCUGAUGGAGCUCACCACGGCGCUGUUGCUCUUGUUGCUGUCGCUCUGCGAAGCCCCCGCCGUGGCCAUAUUCCGCCUGGGCAUUUACGUCCAUGCCACCUUGGAGCUGUUUGCCUUGACCGUUGUGUUGUUCGAACUCUCCAUGAAAUUAAGAUGGCUGGGCGGCCAUACCUACAUCCGGCACAAAAGGACCAUGGUUAAGGUAAGGCUUUACCUACCUCGCUUGAACUCGGCUGAUGUUUUUACCUGGAAAUAUAUCCCACCUAAAGGGACGUGGUGGCUCAGUGGUUAAGACACU
Molecule: messenger RNA, 913 nt
Organism: Thamnophis sirtalis
Lineage: Eukaryota; Metazoa; Chordata; Lepidosauria; Squamata; Natricidae
Source: RefSeq, a predicted model, not a curated record